CAUGACCUGAGCCGAAGGCAGUCGCUCAACCAACUGAGCCACCCAGGCGCCCCUAAAUAAAUAAAAUCUUAAAAAAAAAAAUAAAACUUCUCUUCAGUAGGCAUCAAUCCCUAACAAAAAGUAGUUAGAAACUAAUUUUGCUUUUGAGCAAAAUUUUCAACAGUUCUUCAGAUGACAUAGGUGGCAACAGUUAGCCAACUCAUAAAGUUUGUCAUUUUUAUCUUAUACUCUAUUGCUUCAAAGAAAAAAAUAUAUGAACAACUAUUCCUAAGGGAUUGAGGACUUCCUUCGUCUUUCCCAUAUGCCCACCAUUGCACUAGGCAUGGAUAGUUACAAAAGAAAGAAAAUAUUACACCAGAAUUGACACAGGCUCUAAACAAGGGUUUGUUUUCCCUGACUGCUUUAUCUCCACCGGCACCAUCAUCUGAGGGUUUAUAGGAUGCCUUAUCCAUUAGACAUACCUUAAAUCAAGGAACCCACUUUAUGGUCAAGGAGGUCUGACAAUGAACUUGUAACUGCAGAAUUCACGGUGCUUACUCAUCACCCAGAAGCAGCUAUCCGAUAGAACUGUGGAAUGGCAGGGGCACCUGGGUGGCUUAAUUGGUUAGGUCUACCUUUGGCUCAUGUCAUGAUCCCAGGGUUCUGGGAUCGAGCCCCGUGUCGGGCUCCCUGCUCAGUGGGGAGCCUGCUUCUCUCUCUCCCUCUGCAGGUCCCCCUGCUGUGCUCUCCUGCUCUCUCUCUGUCAAAUAAAUAAAUAAAAUCUUAAAACAACAACAACAACAACAACUGUGGAAUGGCAUAUUGAAGACUCAGCUCAAUUACAACCUGCAAAGUUGGGGAGCUGUCCUCUAGUAUACAGUAUUUGCACUGAUACUCAUUGAACCGAUAACAUAUAUAUGAUAUUUUGUCUCCAGUAGAAAGACUAAGUGGGUACAGGAACCAAGGGGUUGAAACAGGAGCAGCCCCUAUUACUAUCAUACGCAGUAACUCACUUGUGGAAUUUGUGCUUCUUAUCUCCAAGCCCAGAGUCUUCUGGGUUGUGGUUCUGAUUUGCAGGAAGAACAUUUCUUCUAGGAGCUACAUUAAAUGUUCCAGUGAACUGGAAAGUGAGAAUAUCACCAGGCCACUUCAGGUUCCUUGUGCCGGUAGAUCAACAGGCAAAGAAUGGAGUUAUAAAGGCCCCCCACAGUCUCUGCCACACACGCUACAUAAAUACAAAAACAUACCGGCCAUCUGCAUUCAAUAACCUACCUUCCUGAACCUUUUAGGCACUUUAGUUUAGGAAUGAAGGGGGGCGGGUGGUAGGGAUGAAAAGGAGAGGGCAGGGUUUAGACAAGAAAAACAACGCAUAACAAUGUAAUGGCUCUUGGAGAUGACUUGGAACACUGGAAGGAAAUUUGAGGAAGUAUGUAGAGGAAGAAGUUCUGGGACUACAAGGUCUUCAAGGAGGACCAUAGUUUAGUGAGUCAGCCAGUGAUUAAGAAGGAAAGAUCUACUCAAGUGGUUUAUUGAGUCAAUGGGGAAGUAGAAAGAAAACAGCGACAACCACAGCAAGGUCAAACCUCACAGGGGAUGGGAUAUUAUUUAGGGCUUGGAGGGUUACUCAGACUAUCACCUGGUCAUUGGUUGCCUCUGUAGCAUGUGGCUCUAACUCUGGUGGGCUUUCCAUUGUGCUCAGACUUGUCUUGGAAUUUCGAGUGUGUGUGUGUCAGUCUUUCAAGGUCUUGGUUAUGGUUUUAUAAAAGGUGAGGUUUCUUGAUCUUCUCCUCAAGUAAUGGUAAAAGCCGUAACUACUGUGCUAACAUUUUGACAGCAAAAUUGGACUUACUGUAGUAAUUACAUUAUUAUGAGGCCGAAAACUCCCUGGUAACUUUCGCCAAGCUCAGAAUCUCACCACUAUCUAGUACUAAAGAAGUUUAUUGCCCAUAGAAGAAAUUUUUGAAAAUACUGCCCAUUCAAAUGGCAGUACGUAAUCAGGGUCCCUAGAGCAGCCGCCACUUGGGUUUUGUGAAACCAUUCAUUCUUGCCUUUGAUAUUCCUCAGUCUGCAUUUUUGUUACGGUUCCUCUUACACAGACACAGCAUCACUAGUGUUGUUUGAUAAGAACUAGAAUUCUUAUGAUUACUGCCAUGAAUAAACGUGUAAGUAUUUGAGCGGGAUGGUAUCAAAGGAAACUUAAGCCUCCUUUUCCGAGGCGGGAAAAGCUGAGCUGAGGUGAGAGAUCCCCAAAGCCAGACUGGCGACUGGAGAACAAGGCUGCAGUCCUCCCGCGUUCCUAGAGAGAACCUCGAAGGGCAGCCCGGCCCCGAAAGGCUGGUGUUGACGCACUUCCGGCUUCUGUGAGCCGGACAGACGUGCGCGCGCACUGAGGGUAGUGGCGAGCGAAGGACUGCGUGCUGCUUUUCGGCCGUCCCAGUCACCUCCCUUUUCUGUCCCAGCACCCCCAGACUUCUCCAGGGUUCACGGAUAGCAAAAACUGGUCUCCUAAAACAUCUAGGACAAAAAGGACAGUCCUGCAGACAGACCCUGUUUGGAUCAAGUGAGCCAGUUCUUUGAACCUGAACACUGCUGAGUCAAGGCAUACUGCAGAUUGGUCUCCCCAGGCCACCCAGGAGAUGGAAGGCGUAGUGAUCGUGAAAGUGGAGGAGGAAGAUGAAGAUGAGGAAGACCAUUUCCAAAGGGAAAGAAACAGCACAGAAUUAUGCCCACCAUUUCUUAGUCGGUCUACAACCAUGAAUGAGAGGGCCUUGUUAUCAUCAUACUUGGUUGCGUAUCGAGUAGCAAAAGAAAAAAUGGCUCACACAGCUGCUGAAAAAAUUAUUCUUCCAGCGUGUAUGGAUAUGGUACGGACAGUUUUUGAUGAUAAAUCAGCUGAUAAAUUAAAAACCAUACCCCUUAGUGACAAUACGAUAUCUCGUCGAAUCUGUACGAUCGCAAAACAUUUAGAGGCGAUGCUUAUUGCGCGGCUACAGUCUGGGAUAGAUUUUGCAAUCCAACUUGACGAGAGCACCGAUAUUGCAAGUUGUCCAACUCUCCUGGUUUACAUCAGGUAUGUGUGGCAAGAUGAUUUUAUAGAGGAUCUGUUGUGUUGUUUAAGUUUAAAUUCACACAUAACUGGAUUAGCUUUAUUUACUGAAUUAGAAAAGUGCAUUGUUGGUCAAUAUAAAUUAAACUGGAAAAAUUGUAAAGGAAUUUCAAGUGAUGGAGCAGCAAAUAUGACUGGAAAACAUAGCAGGGUUAUUGAAAAACUGUUAGAAGUAACAUGUAAUAGGGCUCUUUGGAAUCACUGUUUUAUUCAUCGAGAAGCUUUGGUGUCCAAGGAAAUUCCACCAAGUCUAAUGGAUGUAUUGAAAAAUGCAGUGAAAAUUGUUAAUUUUAUUAAAGGAAGCUCACUGAACAGUCGACUUCUUGAAAUAUUUUGUUCAGAGAUUGGAGUUAACCAUACCCACUUACUGUUUCAUACAGAAGUUCGUUGGUUGUCUCAAGGAAAGGUACUGAGCAGAGUAUAUGAACUCAGGAAUGAGAUUUACAUUGUUCUCAUUGAAAAGCAAUCUCAUUUGGCAAAUGUUUUUGAAGAUGACAUUUGGGUAACAAAACUGGCAUAUUUAAGUGAUGUUUUUGGCAUUCUUAAUGAGUUAAAUUUGAAAGUACAGGGGAAAAACGAUGUAUUUCAGUAUCUUGAACAUAUUCUAGGAUUCCAAAGGACAUUAUUGUUGUGGCAAGCAAGACUUAAAAGUAAUCGCCCUAGCUACUAUAUGUUCCCAACUUUGUUGCAACACAUUGAAGAGAACAUUAUAAAUGAAGACUGCUUAAAAGAAAUAAAAUUAGAGAUACUGAUGCAUCUCACUUCUUUGUCUCAAACCUUUCAUCAUUACUUUCCAGAAGAGAAAUUUGAAUCAUUAAAGGAAAAUAUUUGGAUAAAAGAUCCAUUUGUUUUUCAAACCCCAGAAUCAAUCCUUGAGUUAAACUUGGAGCCUGAAGAAGAGAAUGAAUUACUGCAGCUCAGUUCAUCAUUCACACUAAAGAAUUAUUACAAGACGUUAAGUCUAUCAGCAUUUUGGAUUAAGAUUAAAGAUGAAUUUCCAUUGCUAAGUAGAAAGAGUAUAUUGUUGUUACUACCAUUCACAACUACCUAUUUGUGUGAACUAGGAUUUUCAAUCUUAACACGAUUAAAAACAAAGAAAAGAAAUAGGCUCAACAGUGCACCUGACAUGCGUGUAGCCUUAUCCUCCUGUGUUCCUGACUGGAAUGAACUUAUGAACAGGCAAGCACACCCCUCACAUUAAAUCCAAUCUCCAUGAAAUUUUGGUUUUGUACUUUUUAAGGGCUUUUUUUUUUUAGUAGAUUGUAUUUAAAUAUUAAUAAAAUUAUAUUUUGAAUUUA
Molecule: messenger RNA, 4383 nt
Organism: Mirounga angustirostris (Northern elephant seal)
Lineage: Eukaryota; Metazoa; Chordata; Mammalia; Carnivora; Phocidae
Gene: ZBED8L
Product: family with sequence similarity 200 member A
Exons: 2
Coding region: 2616-4286 (556 amino acids)
Source: RefSeq, a predicted model, not a curated record